This is a messenger RNA of Syngnathoides biaculeatus (alligator pipefish), 1390 nucleotides long. RefSeq names its product annexin A3b (gene anxa3b). The coding region runs from base 134 to 1147 and encodes 337 amino acids. The transcript is spliced from 14 exons. Lineage: Eukaryota; Metazoa; Chordata; Actinopteri; Syngnathiformes; Syngnathidae. Gene Ontology annotation, molecular function: calcium ion binding; phospholipase inhibitor activity; calcium-dependent phospholipid binding. The record is from RefSeq and is a predicted model, not a curated record. Gene Ontology annotation, cellular component: cytoplasm.
CUCAACUGUCCUAUGGGCGUUGCCCUUUCCACAUCCGUGAAAAGUCCGUGUGUGACAUUCUGGAAUUUCUCCACGGAUAUCAAGCCUGUCAUCUGAUUUAGCUGUGAAAAACGUGAAAUCCACUCGCACCAAGAUGUCCGUUUGGGAUGAUUUGGAUUUGCUGUUGGAUUCUCCCUCCUCACUCAGUUUAACUUCCAAUACAAGAGGUACUGUGAAGGACAAGGCCAAUUUUAAAGUGGAAGAGGAUGUGGCGGCUUUAAGGAAGGCAAUAGAGGGGAUUGGUACAACAGAAAAGACGCUCAUUGAGGUACUGACCCAAAGAAGCAACGCCCAGAGGCAGCUCAUCGCAAAGGCUUACGAGAAAGCCACAGGAAGGGCGUUAAUAGCUGACCUGGAAGGCGACACCCAUGGAGACUUUGAGGAUUUGUUGGUGGCCUUGGUAAAACCUCCUGCUGUCUACGACUGCCAUGAAGUAAUCAAAGCCAUCAAGGGUGCUGGGACCACCGAGAGCACGUUGACUGAACUCUUUGCCUCAAGAUCCAACAAGCAGAUCAAAGCCAUGUCUGAUGCGUACCUGGCAGAAACGGGAAAACUGCUGAUUCACGACCUCAAGUCGGAGGUGUCUGGUGAUUAUGGCAAAGCACUGCUCAUCUUGGCAGAGGGCAAAAGAGAAGAGAGCCCCAAUGUGGAUGCAGCCAAAGCCAAAGCAGAUGCCAAAGCUUUAUAUGAGGCAGGUGAGAAGAAGUGGGGGACCGACGAGGACAGAUUCGUCGACAUCUUGUGCCACAGGAGUGUUCCCCAGCUCAGACAGACUCUGGUGGAGUACAAGAACCUAAGCAAGAAGACUCUGCAGGAAAGCAUCGAGAGUGAAAUGUCCGGAAACCUGGAGGAGCUUCUGGUGGCCGUCGUCAAAUGUGUGAAGAAUGUCCCCGCAUACCUCGCAGAGAGGCUUUUCAAGAGCAUGAAGGGUAUGGGGACCACAGAGUCCACACUGACCCGGAUACUGGUCAGUCGCUCCGAAAUCGACUUGCUGGAUAUUCGAGCAGAGUACAAGAAGUUAUUUGGAUAUUCGCUCUACUCUCAGCUACAGUCUGAAGUGUCAGGCAGCUACGCCGACGCCCUAAAACAUCUGUGUGGCCAAGACUAACUCCCCCCAAAUUCCUGCAAUGACAAAUUGCAGUUAAGUGGGGAAAGAAAAGGGAUUUUUCCAAUAUCGAACAGUCCACAACUGACAAUGAGUUGACAGUAAUGUGGAAUAACUGUUUUGUUAUAGAGCCUUACAAAGAGAAUUUAAGAGUUUAUCAUUUCAUUGCCAACUGGUACCAGUAUUUUCUUGUCAACUGUUGAUGGAAACAGUCAUAGUAAAAACAGCAACACAUUUAUGUACAAA